CCUUAAUUCAAGAAAGAAUAAGUGGACAAUUUAAUUAUAAGGUUUCGUACAGAAAGGCCUGGAAAGCAAAACAAAAAGCCAUUUCAAGAGUUUUUGGUGAUUGGGAAGAUUCAUACGACCUUUUGCCAAGGUGGUUGGAUAGAAUGCUAGAAUGUUGUCCUGGUUCUGCUUAUAGACUUGAGACAACAGAUUAUGUUUCAAAUAAUGUCGUCGACGCACGUUUUCGCAAGUUUCGCCGUGUGUUUUGGACAUUCAAACCUGCUUGUGAUGCAUUCAACUACACAAAACCCAUCAUACAAAUUGAUGGAACAUUUUUAUAUGGAAAAUAUCGCGGAACUCUAUUAAUCGCUACAACACAAGAUGGUAAUGCUCGCGUUUUACCAAUUGCUUUUGCUGUAGUCAAAGGUGAAACAUUAAGUGAUUGGUCAUGGUUCUUGUCAAACAUUCGUCGAUACGUAACUACAAAGCAAGACAUUUGUUUAAUAUCAGAUCGACACCAAAGCAUCAAAUCAGCUGUGGCAAAUGAAAAUAAUGGUUGGCAACCACCGUAUGGGUAUCAUGUGUAUUGUAUUCGUCACAUUACAAGCAAUUUCAACCACCGGUUCAAAAAUGUCAAACUCAAACAAGAGCUGAUUCACAUGGGCUACACAACUUGCAAACAUAACUUUACUAGGAGGCUUGAACAAUUUCGUGAGAUAAGCCCAGAAAUUCGUCGAUGGAUUGAUGGGAUUUCGUUAGAAAAAUGGAGCCUCGCCCAUGAUGACCAAGGUCGCAGAUACGGCCACAUGACUACAAACUUGUCUGAGGCUGUCAACAAGAUCUUAAAGGGUGCCCGUAACCUACCAAUAACAGCUCUUGUAAAGUUUACAUAUGGUAGGUUAGUUGAGUAUUUUGUGCAAAAUACAUUAACGACCACGAUACCUAGCACCCCGAUCUAGGUUCCUUCUUACAGGGUCCUCCUCUUCUACCUCUUCUGUAACAGGCGUUGGUUGUCCAAAACCUUGUUGUUGAAAACCAGACUGUUCAAAAGAAGUAGCUUGUCCAAAACCUGAUUGUUCAAAAACAGACUGUCCAAAACCAGACUGUCCAAAUCCAGACUGUCCAAAACCAGACUGUCCAAUAGAAGUACCUUGUCGAACAGAAGAUCCUCCAAAAGAAGUACCAUGCAUAUCAUCCCCGCCAUAUCUAAAUGGAUAAUAAGGUGCUGACGGGUCAUCAUGUUGCUCGUAUAAGGAUCUGGAUUCUGUGUUGAUUGAGAAGGAACAUAGGUACCAGAUGAAGGUGGUAAAUGUGUAUCAAAUGGAGAUGAAACAUAAGUAGCAGAAGUUGGACUUUCUCCAGUAGUAUCACCUGAAGUAUAAACAUACUGACUAUAACCCCCUGAUGGUGUCAUUGGAUAAGCAUAAUAACUACCUGCAGGGGGGUCAUGUGAUGGCACAGAUAUAUCUACAGGCUGGUGAUCUACACGCCUACGUCGACGUCCAAGGCCACGACCCUCUUGUCGCCCUACACCAAUAUCUUCCACAACAAUUGGUUCGACCUCCUCUUGUGAUGGUGGUGGAGCACCUGUAGAGGGAUACUGAAGUCGGUGGAAUUCACCGUAUACCUCUAAACAGUUAGCAAGAUUAUCAGUCAAUUCUUGCAUUGAAAAACUGCUUUUAGGUUGUGUUUUAGCCUUAUGAUACAUUUCCUCCAUAGUGUCCUCCUGUAAAUCAAAAUAUUGUUAUUUGUACAUGUUCAACUUAAUAUAAACACAAAUACAAAUAACCGAAACAAAUAAUUAUAAAAUGUUUAUUGUUA
Molecule: messenger RNA, 1800 nt
Organism: Cajanus cajan (pigeon pea)
Lineage: Eukaryota; Viridiplantae; Streptophyta; Magnoliopsida; Fabales; Fabaceae
Source: RefSeq, a predicted model, not a curated record